Molecule: messenger RNA, 1383 nt
Organism: Candidula unifasciata
Lineage: Eukaryota; Metazoa; Mollusca; Gastropoda; Stylommatophora; Geomitridae
Source: the annotation of a GenBank genome assembly
GCAGAGUUUGUUAUGGAGUGUGGUGAUGACAACAAAUGCUUCAGUAAUUUACAGUUCACAGCUGAACUUAAGGACCUUAAGAAAAAUGCAUCAGGUGUCUAUGAGAUGAGCAUUAGUCAGCAGAAUCACCUGCAUAUUGUCAUGAGGGUACACAAUGAAGGAGAGCCUGCCUAUCUCACCAGAAUCUACAUCAACAAACCUCAAGUGUUCACCUAUCUUGGCACUGAACCGCAGGAUUCAGUUGCUUGUCAGUGGCUGAAAGAAGACCCUACUCUGAUUGUCUGUGACCACAUAGGUAACCCACUUCGCAGUGGCAAAGCUGUGGACUUCACUUUAAAACUCAAUGUUCCGCAUUCCAUGGUUGAAGCUAAUGACAUUUAUAACAUUACUGCAUGGGUCAAUACAUCAAGUACAGAAGAAACACCCCUCAAUGACUAUCAUACCCUGCUUUUGCAUUUCAUUAACAGAGCUGAGAUUUCUCUGUCCACUACUGUAGUGCCAGACAGCACUAUCCUGUGUAAGGGAGAGCCUCGAGACGUCAGUUCCAUCUUGAAUGAGGUUGACAUUGGAGCUUCGGUUAAACAUAACUUUACAGUAAGGAAUGCUGGCCCAGGUGUGGUUUCAGAAUCCUAUAUCAAUAUUUCUUGGCCUUAUGAAGUUGGAGGUGACACAGGAACAGGAAAGUAUCUACUAUACCUGAUGAGACAGCCAAAGACUGUUGGGCCAGUCAUCAGAUGUAAUGAUGAUGAGAUUGAGAAAUAUAUAAACCCUCACAGUAUAAAGGAAGUGACUGAAGACAGACUGGCAGCAGAAGCAUUAAGAGAUGCAGAGAGUGCUAGUUCCACAUCGACUGCUGAUGUGUCAAGCAGCAGACGUAAGAGAGAAGUUGAUCCAAAAACAAAGAGGGCCACCACAACUCUUAGUUGUCAUGAUGGUUCUGCAAAGUGCUUUGAAUACAGAUGCAAGAUAGGAAAAUUGGAGCCAGGAUUGGACUUUGUCACAAUCACAAUGGAGGCACGGUUGUGGGAAAGCACACUGUUGUCUGAUUACAGAAAGAUGCCGGAAGUGCAGAUCCAGUCCUGGGGAGAAAUCACUGUACCCUCCAAGCUGAUGAUAACCCAGGAUAAAUCUGAUGACAAGAAAAGAGGUAUUACACGUGCCGUGCCAGACUUCAAGGAGACUGCUGGCCAAGUGGUACAGUGGUGGAUUAUUCUUGUUGCAGUCCUUGUGGGAUUAGUAGUUCUUCUUGUAGUCAUAUUUGUUCUUUACAAGCUGGGCUUUUUCCGGCGCAAACGUAUGGAAGACAUGCAAAUGUACAAAGCUGAGAAAAAACAACAGCCCAUGUUACAAGAUGAAUAUGAAGAUGAUUCGUACUUACAAUGA